Molecule: messenger RNA, 936 nt
Organism: Cyprinodon variegatus (sheepshead minnow)
Lineage: Eukaryota; Metazoa; Chordata; Actinopteri; Cyprinodontiformes; Cyprinodontidae
Exons: 3
Coding region: 1-936 (311 amino acids)
Source: RefSeq, a predicted model, not a curated record
AUGCUGGAGCUGUUGCUCAAUGUUGUCCCUAAUGGGGCUUACCCAUUCAAUGAAAGAUUCAAUGAUGACCCUGAUGAUGAUAGUGAUGGUAAAGAUAACUCUGACUUCCUGCUGGAUCUUUACUCCCAGCUGAAGGAUCAUGAGACUAAAACAGACACAGAUCAGGAUAUUUAUGGUGAAGAUUACAGUGAGGAUGAUGAUCAGGAGGAACAUAUAGCUGAUUAUAGCCAAAGUGACUUCCUUCUGGACCUUUACUCCCAGCUGAAGGACUGUGAGACUAAAACAGGUCUGAGCCUCCUUCCAUCAUUACAGUCAGUUUUCCAGUCAGCUCCUCCAGUCUGGACCAUAAAGCUCUCAGAGAUAAAGACCUCCAUCCUCCUGGAAGUGUUGAAGCUCCAAUCAGAGAAGAAACCAGUGAAGCUGACAGACUGCUCACAUGGAGAGAGUGAAGUGAGGAGUUUCCUACAGUGUCUGCCUUAUAUCUCACAGCUCAGUUUGGAAUCUCAGAGGUCCUUUUUUCUCAAACAAACUGGGCUGUUAGUGAGUCUGUUCUGUGCUGCAGCAGAGAGAGAACAGCAGACAGGAGAGAAGAUGGUGGAGCUGUUGGCAUCAGUCUGUAGAUAUGAAACAUUUCCUGUGGAGGAAAAAUACAGCGAUUACAAAUAUCGUCUUUCCUUUCUGCUGGAUCUUUACUCCCAGAUGAAGGACUGUGAGACUAAAACAGGUCUGAGUCUCCUUCCAUCAUUACAGUCAGUUUUUCAGUCCUCUUCUCUAGUCUGGACCAUAAAGCUCUCAGAGAGAAAGACCUCCAUCCUCCUGGAAGUGUUGAAGCUCCAAUCAGAGAAGAAACCAGUGGAGCUGACAGACUGCUCACAUGAAGAGAGUGAAUUAAGGAUUUUUGUUAGGUGUCUGCCUUAUAUCUCACAGCUCUGGUAA